UCUGUCUAUCUACUUUUAGUAUACGUUCUGUAGCGCGUUAGUAAACACAUGUUGACUAUUUCUUCGUUGUCGUUCGGUACUACAAUUGAAAUCAAAAUAAUAGUAUAAAUAAAAUAUACAUACCUAUGUGUUUAUACUUAUAUGUAUAAAAUAAAUUUUGUUUUUAUUAGUAAAAAGAAAAACAUCAACAACAACUACCUAGCUUUAUUAUUAAACGUUGGCAAAGUGCAUUUAAAAGUGAAAAGAAACAAAAGUUUAAUUUUAAUCAUUUACACAGCAUUACAAACAAAAUUUAAAAAGAAAGUAAUUAAUAAUGCAAUAUGACAACAAAGUGAGUAGUGAAUAUUUUUGUAACAACAAAACAAAAAUAAUGAAAAUACCUAUGAAAAAAAACCCAAAAAAUAUAAAUAAAUGAAAAGAAAAGAGCAUUCAUCGCAUACGAAACGGAAAGUGAAUGAUUUUUAUUUACGACUGUCGUGUGAUAGUUGAACGUACGUAAGUUUGUUUGUGCGGACACACGGUGUAGAAUAUAGUUUGUACGAAUGAACGAACGAGUGUGUGUGUAUGAGAGUGUGCGUAAGAGUUGUGUGUUUUCUUAAAGAAAAACAACAUCGCUGUUGGCGUCGACUGCGCUGCCAAUGUGUUGUGCGUAAUAAAAACAAAACAAAGAAGAAAGAAAAAACAACAACAACCGAAAAGAAAUGCAUGCCAAGAUGUGUGUGUACGACACGACAAUUACGACGACGAAGACGAAUAAUGUGAGUGAGUGUGCUCUCGUUAAAAUACAAAAUAAUAAAAAUAAAAUGAAAUGAGAGAAAAAAAACGGUAAAAGUUGGGUGUUUACGAAGAAGAAUACCAAACAUUUAGAAGAGUAUCAAAAGCAGAAAAUUUUGUCUGCGUGUGUGUGUGUGUAUUUAUUUUGUGUUUUAGAAGGCCAGUCUACUAACUAGAGUAGAGUUUAGUAGUGAGUUAUUUUUGCGUUCAUAUGCAAUUCCACUUACAAAUUGUUAUUUUUGUUUUUAUUAUUAACCGGAAAUAAAUAAUAAAUACCUAUCUAUUUGUUUGUAAUAAUAAAUAAAAAGUAAAUAUGUAGCUACCACAAUGUUAAAAUAUCUCAAAGAUUUGUGGAAGCAAAUAAAAUAUGUAUGGUAAUUGUACAUACAAAUACAUAUAAUGCAACAAUAAUAAAAACAUUAAAAGCAGAAGGGAAAAACACAAAAACAACAACAGUAACAUCAACAUCAAGAAGAAGAUGAACAAAAACAAAAUCAAGUGUAGUAUGUAAAAAGUAAAAUCUACAGUUAAGAAAUUCAUGAAAUCAAUAAAUGGAUAUGAAAUAAAAUAAAAAUAAUAAUAAUAAUAAAAAUAAAAACAAAAUAAACAAAAUUAAACUCUAAUAGAAAAGAAAUACACAAUUGGAAACACAUAAUUUUUAUGUGUGAGAGAGUGAGUGAUGUAUGAUGUGUUAUUUUUCUGUCUGGCAAAAAGUAAAAAUAAAGAAAUUAUUUUGAUGAAGUUCAAUUAUGUAUUUAAAAAGUGUAAUAAAUGUGAGUAGUGUGAAGUUAACAACAUCAUAAACAUCAACCACAACAACAGAGAACCGAGAACAACACUAACAACAGCAAAAGUGAACACAAAUACAGACAUCACAUUCUUCUUAAAAUAUUGUUUAAGGACCAAACAACACCAAAUAUUUCGUCAUCAUUCAAGAAAAAGAUAUUAAAAUACUUUUAAAUGUAAAGAAAAUGUUAAUAAAAUGACUGCCAUCGGAGAUAACUUGAACAAACUGGAAGUUAAAUUUCAAACCAUUAGUGAACUAAUGGCCAAAAAGAGAAAAUUAUAUUUGCAUAAGCGGGUUAAAUCAGUGGAUGGCAACAAUACUAGCGACAACAGCGCUGCUAUCACAACUUCCAACAACACAACAACAACAGCAACAUCGAAACAAAGUUCAAAAACGGAAGAAAAUCAAACACUAACAUCACAAUCAUUAACAUCAUUAACUACGGAAACAAAUUCGAAUUCUUUAACGAAAUGUUCGUUUCGAAAUUUCUGCUUUACUUCCAUUGAAACAUCGUGCGAUGCUCAGAUACAAAAUGAACGAAGAACAAGAUACAAUUAUGAAAAUAAUCCAGAAUUACGCAUUUGUAUGAAAUGUAAUCGACUGAAUGAGUCGAACGAUGAUGAUAGUAUGUCGAAUUAUAAUAGUAUACCACCAGCUGAGGUAUACAACAAUUGCUCAUGUAAUAAUAAUAAUAACUGCCUCAGUAGUUGUAGACCAACAUACCAACACCACCACCACCACCACCACAAUAACGUACUCAAACAUAAGUCUGCACAAGAAUCUUCAGCGAGCCACAAUAAUAACAACACCAGCCACAAUCAAGAGAUUCAUAUGCAAAAUUCCUAUUAUUUGUUAAGAGACCUCCACGAGCAAAAUCGAACUCAAACGGAUAACCUAAAGCUUAAAACAUCCUGCGCCUCAACAACAACAACAAAUCUGUCAGCUAUGCCUUUGUCGAGGGCAACAGCGACAAUGUCAGCAUCUGAAAUUGAUGCUAAACUUCGAACGUCUAAUACACAUCGAACCUAUUUGUACACGUCCAAUGCUACUUGCAACAAUAAUUCUCCAACCAACAUGUGUAGCAGGCGAUUUUCCGCGAGUAGAGGAGGAGACUGCAAAAAACGAUUUUUUCUACAAUUAUACAACAUAGUUAUGAUAUUAAAAACACUGUUAGUGUUAGUUACACGAACUACGCCGUCUCUGCUACGCCAUUGUCCUCCAGCUAUCGAUAAGAACCACAAACAUUAUCGAAGCCGCCGCCACCACCAACAGAAUUCUCUUGAACAAGUAAAACAAAGACUGACACAUUUCAAUGAUCAACAGCCACAGCAACAUUGUCAUUACAUUAAACAAAAAUCAUCAUUACAUCAUACAGCAAAUCCAUCAUUUACCAAAUGGAUUUUAAUGGGUUUAUCGUUCCUUUCAAUAUGUUUGCCAUUAUCACAAGCAUUAACUUCAGACUUUGAAACAACACUGCAAUCAUCGUUAGCCACCUUGGAAAGAUCAACAAGAGAUGUCGCUGCAAUAAAUGAACUUCAAUUGAAACCGUCAUCCACACAAGAACAAGUGCGUCUAACGCGUCCAGAACAUGUUUGUAAAUCUCUCGAUAUUCGAAAUUCAGCAUCACAAUUUCAUCAACUAGAAAACUGUACGGUUAUUGAAGGUUUCUUGCUUAUCACACUCUUGAAUGGAAAUUCGCUUGAGGACUACACUGAAACGUUUCCAUUGUUAACAGAAAUUACGGAUUUUAUAAUUGUUUAUCAAGUUCAGUUUUUACGAUCGAUUGGUAGAAUUUUUCCCAACUUGAGCGUAAUUCGUGGCAGAGUCUUAUUUGAAGGUUAUGCCUUAAUUGUCUAUUCAAAUUCUCAUCUCGAGGAGCUGGGUCUUACGAAUUUAACAACAAUAUCUAGAGGUGGCGUAAGGAUCGAAAAGAAUGUAAUGUUGUGUUUUGUAAAGUCGAUAGAUUGGACUCAAAUUGUCUCCAAUACUACGGAUAUAGUUAUCGAGUUAAACCGCGAUACCAUUGAAUGUCCGGCUUGCCCUGGAGAUCAAUGGAGUGUGGGUGAUUCAAAUGCGGGACAAAAUGAGCUGGCUUGCAAGGAACAUCAUGGUCGCCGUCAUUGUUGGAACAGUAAAUCGUGUCAAAAAAUCUGUCCGAGGAGAUGUCAAAACAACUGUGUGGAUGAAAACACCUGCUGCAAUGAAGCGUGCAUUGGCGGCUGUUCGCCCAACAACUUAAACGAAUGUAUUAGCUGUAGAAACUUUUCUAUUUACAAUACAACAUGCAUAGACAAAUGUCCAGAUAAUUUUUAUAAAUACCUGGAUCGACGAUGUCUGACAGCUGAAUCGUGCAAUAUUAUUGGUACAAAAUAUGAAAAUAACCGACAAGAGGUGUUGGUGGCGUAUGAAGGAUCCUGUUCCACGGUCUGUCCAGAAGGUUAUACAAAAGUUAAUAUGACGUGUGUGCAGUGUGGUGACAAGUGCACUAAGAAAUGCCAAGGUAGCCUUAUCGAUAGCGUGGCUAGGGCUAGAGAAUUUCACGGUUGCACUCACAUUGUCCAAUCACCUUUGAUGAUUAAUAUCAAAAGAGGCGGUCGCCAUUUGAUGGAAGAUUUGGCGUACGGUUUAUCGUCGAUAGUUACAAUCGAAACUGCUUUAAAGGUGCAGGGUACUUAUGGCAUUUUUGAUUUGAAAUUUUUUAGAAAUUUACAAAAAAUAGAAGGUGAAAAACUAGUUGAGGACAAAUAUGCCUUUUAUGUAUUGGAAAAUACCGACAUUGAAACUAUAUGGAAUCCCAAUCAAACUGUGCAAAUAUUAAAGGGAACUGUAUAUUUUCACUUUAAUCCCAAAUUGUGUCUAUCGGAGAUUAAUGCUUUGUUAAAUCACACAAUGCUAAAACAAAAAGAGUUUGAUAAAACUGAAGUAUCUCAAGAUUCGAAUGGUUCUAGGGGCUCAUGUAACACAACAAUACUCGACGUAACGGUAUCGAAAAUUGGUUCACUUAUGGCCUUUGUUAUAAUCAAAAAUCCAAUGGAAUACGUCGAUCAACGUACAUUCAUUGGUUAUCAGUUUUUACACAUCGAAGAUCCACAUGGUAAUGCUACAAAACACGCUUUUCGUCCAUGUGAAGAUGGAUGGGAAAUAAGCGAGCCUACUAAAGAUACUUUCUAUAUUUAUCAAAAUCUUAAGCCGUAUACACGCUAUUCAUUCUAUGUCAAGACAUCGACUAUUUCAACCGAACGACGUAAUGGUCAAAGUCCAAUACAAAAUUUUAUAACGAAAUCAGAUCAACCGAAAAGUGUCAAUAAUUUGCAAGCCUAUGCCAACUCUAGUUAUAAUAUUGUUAUGACCUGGUUGCCACCUACCACGGCAAACGGAAAGCUGAUUAAGUAUAAAAUACGAGCUAUAUAUGAUAAACGCAUUCAACGAAUAGAGUCUCGAAACUAUUGCAAAGAUCCUUUAAAGGAAAUUAGUAAGCCAGAAAUUCCGGUUGCAACUAUUACUGAAAAGCCAACAAUACCAAAGAACUGCAACUGUAAGAAUGCUAAAGUCUACGAUGAAGAAGAAAUUGAUGCCAGCAUUCAUGCCAGCAUUGAAUUGGAAAAUGCUCUACAAAAUUUUGUCUAUGUCAAAAAAGUGAAUAAAACCAGAGCCAGCAGCAGAAAUUUGAAUUCAAAUGAAUUAUUAGAUGCGAAUAAUAAUAGGAAUCGUCGUGCUAUUGAAGGUGAUCCUUUUGAUAGUUUUCUAUUACGUCAUAUACGCGAUGUACCAGUUGAGACAAAUUUAAUUCACGAUACUACAACACCCACUACAACCACCACUACUUUAACCGUCGAUCCUCAUAAUGAUGGCACGCUUUUAUUUAACAAAACUCGUAUGGAUCCUGAAGGGGAAUAUUACGAAAUUGUUGUUGACUCAGUGAAUGCCUCAACGACUGAAUAUGUAUUCUCAAAUUUGAAACAUUUUUCAUGGUAUUUGUUGAGCGUGGAAGCUUGCAGGGAGAAGGAUUCUCUUAACGAUACUUUAGCCGACUGCAGUAUUGAACAAAAAAAACACAUACGCACGCUGAAACUUGAUAAUGUCGAUAAAGCAUAUAAUGUAUCCGCCAUGAUAGAAUCAACGAAUUCAUCUAGAAGCAAUGUGCGUCUGACAUGGAAAAGGCCAGAACGUCCAAACGGUGCCGUCGUAUCCUAUACGAUAUUAUAUUUAUUACAAUCACCAGAUGCCGUUGAGGAGAAGAGAUGUAUAACUGAGUUGGAUUAUGUAGAAAUGGGUUAUGAACAAAAUGGAUAUGUAUUAACUAAUCUCAAUCCCGGUAAUUACUCAAUAAGAAUAAUUACAAAUACAUUAGCAGGCGAGGGUCAGUACUCGGAUACUGAAUUUGUUUAUAUACCGCCCGUUACUCUGCCAACGAGUGUUAUUGUUGGCAUAGCAGUUGGAACGCUUUCCGCUGUAAUUUUAAUUGGUAUUUUCAUAUAUUAUCUGUGUCGCAAACGAAUAUUGGCGCCUCCGUCGGACUUGAAAAUAUUCCCAUCUGUGAAUCCGCACUAUAUUAGUCUGCAGUAUAUACCGGAUGAGUGGGAAGUGGCCCGUGAUAAAGUUAUACUGUUAAAUCCCUUGGGACGUGGUUCUUUUGGCAUGGUUUAUGAGGGUAUUCUGAAAGGCUACAAUAAUAGCAACGACGAUACACCAUGUGCCGUUAAGACGGUUACUGAAAAUGCCACAGAUAGAGAACGCAUGAACUUUCUGAAUGAAGCCUGUGUAAUGAAACAGUUUGAUACUUUCCAUGUUGUUCGCUUGUUGGGUGUGUGCUCGCGAGGCCAACCAGCUUUAGUGGUAAUGGAACUAAUGAAGAAUGGUGAUCUAAAGUCAUAUCUUCGUGCCCAUCGUAUCGAUGUACGAGAUGACAUGGAUAUGCCAAUAUCGGCACGAUCUGAAGUGUCCGCCCAACCGCCGCCAAUAAGUCGCAUUUAUCAAAUGGCAAUUGAAAUCGCUGACGGUAUGGCUUAUUUAGCAGCCAAAAAAUUUGUGCAUCGUGAUUUGGCUGCUAGAAAUUGUAUGGUAGCCGCUGAUUUAACUGUAAAAAUUGGAGAUUUCGGAAUGACUAGAGAUAUUUAUGAGAAUGAUUACUAUCGCAAGGGUACGAAAGGUCUACUACCAGUGCGUUGGAUGCCCCCGGAGAGUUUAAGAGAUGGUGUUUACUCAACUUCCAGUGAUGUCUUCAGUUAUGGUGUCGUACUAUGGGAAAUGGCCACAUUGGCAUCACAACCUUAUCAGGGAUUAUCAAACGAUCAAGUUUUAAGAUAUGUAAUCGAUGGGGGUGUAAUGGAACGUCCCGAAAAUUGUCCCGACAAAUUGUACAGUCUGAUGCAAAAGUGCUGGCACCAUAGACCUACGGCCAGACCAACAUUUAUGGAAAUAAUCCGUUAUCUACUUGAUUUGGCAGAUCCAUAUUUCCGUGAAGUAUCAUUCUUUCAUUCGGAAGAAGGUCAACAAAUCCUAGUAAAGGAAAUAGCAGAACGAAGUCAGCGUUCGGGAGAUGUAUUCGAUGAUCAUGAUAAUGAUAUGGAGGAUGUAACAACUCCCCUUCGAUUGGGCGAGUAUAGUGGAUAUAAAUUAAAUAUGGAUAAUAACUCAUCAGUUGAACAUCGAGGAGAUUCAUCUAUGGUAAUAGACGACGAUGCUCCUCAUUCACCUUACAGCCUUACAGGCUCACCUAUUGUGGUUAGUAGUACGCCGGACGAGCAUGUAAGAAACAAUUUCAAUAUGUCGCGUAUUAUCAAUUCCCAUAAUCAAAUGCUUAACUCGGCGCCAUCGACGUCGGCUGAACUGAGAAAGGCCGGUCCAGGUAUCAGUUAUUACCCUCAUCCCCACACACAUCCCCAUCAUCGCAAUCUGUAUCAACCCACGCGUUACGCACAACAGCAGCAUCAAGCUCGUCAACAACGUUCCGACGACGUUGAUGCAUACGUCGCUCCAGACUUUGAACUGAAAGACUUGAUGGAAAGCAAGCGAGACUCGGAUGAACAAGGUUAUGAAAUGUACGAUCCUAGUCCAAAUUAUAGUGAGAAAGUACCCACCAAUGUUCAUGGCGAUGAUGACGAAGAUGAUCUUGGUGUGCACUCGACGGCGGGUCAAAAUUUGUUGGGACGCUCGAAAGCACGUCAAAGGCAACCAACAAUAAUGCCUUUGUCCAGCUCUAUGCCCGAUGAGGUAAUCGGACAACCAGCAUCAUCAUCAUUACAUCCAUCAACAGCGUCGGCUGCUUCAUCAAAUGCCUCUUCUAAAACAGGAACCGGCAAAUAUCCAAGUCUGAGGGCGGUUGCAGAUUCGUUGGGAAACAAUGUGACGGCUAAAUUUCGAAGCAUCUUGUUUAAUACACACAAGCGUUCAGGUAGUAAUGCCAGCUAUAAAAGUACCAGCUCAAAUCCCAAUAGUGCUGCUGUGGGAGGCGGUGUUGGUGGCAGCAGUAACAAUUUAACAAAAGGAGGGCGUGGCAAAAGUAUGAGUGGCCAGAAUCUGGGUACAAUAGAGAGUGGAGGAAGUGGUAGCGCUGGUAGCUAUUGUGCUAAUCCCCGUUUCUACACACCCAAUAACGCUGGUAAUACAAGCGACAAUCCUAACUACAAAAGACUUGAGGGUGGAAGUGGCGACACCCUCACAAAUAAACCUAAAAUGUCUUCAUCCUCUGCAUUUUCUAUGAGUUCAAAUCCCAACUAUCAGGUAUUAGAUGAAUCACUCAAUACAACCGGUGCAUCCACUUCCACAAACAAUCCAGCAGCAGCAAUGAACUCUUCAUUAUUGCAAACAACCGACAACCCGAAUUACCAAUUAAUGCAGGCUCCCGCCACACAGAAAAUGGAAAACAUUUCAUCAUAUGUUAUGAUGAAUGAACCAAAAGCUCCAGAACCUAGUGCCAUCAGUAUAAGCAACAAUCCCAACUAUCAAUUGAUGGGUCCACCACCACCGCCUUCAGCCUUAACUGGUACAAUGUCAGCGACAGUAUUACCACAAUCACAACCACCACCAGCUGCUAGUCGAGCAGGAGCUGGUGGUGGCGGAGGAGUAGGAGUAGCAGGGGGAGUAAGUUUACGAGACCGUUUUAAAAAAUAUUCAUCUUCAUCUUCCGCACAUUCAACCUCUUCAAGUCAUGAAACAGACGAAGAAGACGAUGAUGUACCCACCAACAAGGGUAUGAAAUCAGAUCGAAUACCACUAAGUAGGCGUAGCAGUAAUGAUCGCAGCCAAAAGAAAAAACAUCCUACCAAUCGAAGUCGCAGCCAAAGCAGCAGUAGUAGUAGCCGAAGUAGUAAUACAGCAACUACAACAUCACAACAGCAACCGACUAAACCCACAACAUCGUUAAUAGCCUCCUCAACACUGUUAACAAAAGAGAACUGGUUAAAGCAACCAACUGCACAACAGCAACAACAUCACCAUCAUACACAACCACCUCCGCCGCCCAAUGGUUUUGUAGGACGAGAAACAUCGUAAGCUUAACAAAAAAAACAGAAAA
This is a messenger RNA of Calliphora vicina (urban bluebottle blowfly), 9077 nucleotides long. It is a transcript of the gene InR, whose product is annotated as Insulin-like receptor. Gene Ontology annotation, molecular function: insulin receptor activity; insulin receptor substrate binding; ATP binding. Gene Ontology annotation, biological process: cell surface receptor protein tyrosine kinase signaling pathway; protein phosphorylation; glucose homeostasis. The record is from RefSeq and is a predicted model, not a curated record. The transcript is spliced from 18 exons. Gene Ontology annotation, cellular component: axon; insulin receptor complex; plasma membrane. NCBI's taxonomy places the organism in Eukaryota, Metazoa, Arthropoda, Insecta, Diptera, Calliphoridae. Bases 1757 to 9055 code for a protein of 2432 amino acids.